Annulohypoxylon maeteangense is the source of this 2394-nucleotide messenger RNA. RefSeq lists its product as uncharacterized. The transcript has 3 exons. Lineage: Eukaryota; Fungi; Ascomycota; Sordariomycetes; Xylariales; Hypoxylaceae. The record is from RefSeq and is a predicted model, not a curated record. The coding region runs from base 135 to 2279 and encodes 714 amino acids.
CGACAACUCAGCAUCAGACGGCGUGGCAUAAUAUCAAAACAAAUGUUUUAGAAAACCGACCAAUUUUCGACUUGAAACUUAGUUGAGGACGGGGUUGGAUUAAGAGAAGGAAUUGAGUUGGAGAAGUUGACGCGAUGACGGGGCGUCAUUUUCAUCAAGCUCGUGGCCACGGUCACGGCCAUGGCCACCACCACUUUCAUUCAAGGGAAUUGCAUAUCGAGACGGAACAGCCAGUCCAGUUGGAGACGAGGGAAGCAAUGGCCGAGCAUGGUUCUGUUUGGGCAGAUACCAUCUCUCGAAUUGUGCCUAGGGAAAAUAACCUCGAUGAGAAGCCAGUCGGGAGUACCACAACCCUUCCGAUUAUUCUCGGUGUUUGUAUCCCGCUAGGACUUGCAAUCAUUGUCCUAGUUUAUUUACAUCACCGGACAACAGUUAGGCAGAGGAGAGAAGACGAGACAGACAAGUACAAGUCGAUGGACUUUGGAUUCGAAGGCAACGUGACUGGCAAGAAAAAUAAGAGACAAAGUUACUUUGGGAAAGAAAAGGACCCGAACCACAAAGUACAGCUCUCCAUGGACAUGAACCUCUCCAGUCCUUAUUUGCUUCCACCAGCAUUGCACCAGUCCAGGGAAUCCAUGAACUCUCUGGCAAAAUCCCUCCACCAAGAUGAUCCCUACCGACCGGUUACCAGCUACGGUGGUAGUGAUGUCGCAUCUAUGCGUUCGUUCAACAAGGGACUCGAUAGGGAUUCUACCGUAUCAUCUGGUAAGGCACGGUCAAGUGGUGAUCGUGAUCCGUUCAGAAACCCGCCCCCUCCUCGCCGAGGUCCGUCUCCCCUCCAGCAAUUGCCUCCCGUUGCUCAGCCGCCAUCGCGUCGUGCUUCCGGUGACGAAGUAUCUGCACCCCCAGCAAAGAACGAGUUCCGGUUUACUGAUGAUAAUAUCACCCUUCCUGGAGUACCUGAGAUCCAAGAGCCCCCGGUCGCAGCUUCGCAGGGCCCACACAACGCCCGACCUCUCUCUAAUGAAUCCACGAACGCAAAUAAUGCUAAUGUUGUCGGACCUGCUAAUGCCAUUGAUGCUCGUGUUUCCCAAAGUUCUGCGGAUUUAUCAGGUGCUCGACCACCUCGGAAGGAAUCUCUACCUGCUGGACUGGAUAUCGCUCAGGACUACCAAAAUUAUGCGGGUCAUUUCCAAAUUGACGGACCGGAUAAUGAGGUGGCUAGAGAGGAAGUUCGUAUGCCGCACAUGCCGGAUGAGCAUGAAUACCCCCAUUCGGCUGGCUUGGGCGUACCAGGACAGGACAACCGAAGGUUAUCCGUCGGGUUCCGUCCUCUUCCCCCAGAGGACUUCCUUGAGUCUGAAGACCCCGAGUUUAGAGCCAACAGGAUCCGAUCUUUCUACAAGGAAUACUUCGAGGAAAUCAAAACGGAUAACGGAAAGCCCCCUCCACUUCCACAACAACCCGCUUACCAUGAAGACUAUGAUGCGAACUACCUCGGUGACACUGCAUUCUUCGAUCCCGAAACCAAUGCGUUCGUUAUGCCCUAUGCACAGCCUGUCACCCGCCGUGCUAUGACUCCGCCUCCAAGCAACAGACGACCUAUGCCAGGACCUGGAUCACGAGGCCCGCCUGGACCGCGUGGUCCCCACGGCCACGGUCCUCACGGAAGCAUGAACAUGCCUGGUCCCCGUAGACCCAGAGCCGGCUCAACGAUGUCUGCCAGUAGGUGGGCAGCGAUGAGCCCUCGCCCCGACUCAUCGGCUUCCAACCCGCGUAACUUCAACAACGGAAAGCCCCGAAAGCCAAUGCCUCCUCCUGCUGCACUAAACACGUUACCUACUCCCUCCAAGUUAAGAGAUGAUUCGAUGGCUCUAUUAGGCUCCAUUGACUUCGCGCCUCCCCCUACCUUUAAGGAUGUAGUAGCUGGCCGAUCUCAGAGUCCCGUUGGCGAACGCAAGCCUUACAUGUUGACCACCCCUAUUCACUCGCCGCUAGUGAGUGCUUUCGACGACACUCCUGCGUUACCUAGUCCUCAUCUACUUCGCAAAUCAGGAACAUUCACUGGUCUCGAUUUCGCUCCCCCGCGUCGGUUCAAGGAUCCCGAAUCCAUGAGUGAAACCGGCAGUGUGGUCAGCAACCGUAGCGGUAUAUCGUCUGCUAACCUCAGCGCUAUCCGUGCCGGUGCUGGCAGAGUCAGUCGUCUUCCCGGAGACACUGUCUUCACCCAGGCCGCGAUGACCGACAACCUAAAGCCAUCGUGGAACAUGAGGACUUAAGGCGAGUUGGUCGAUCCGAAGUAGGCUUGACAUACCAAAUACGGCGAGGCUUCAGCCGUCUUGUAUAUCUCUGAAGAAACAAAUAUGUACUGUUAAUGCCCUUUUUAUAUUCUUC